Oncorhynchus nerka (sockeye salmon) is the source of this 3159-nucleotide messenger RNA. RefSeq names its product patatin-like phospholipase domain-containing protein 2. The record is from RefSeq and is a predicted model, not a curated record. Gene Ontology annotation, molecular function: triacylglycerol lipase activity. Gene Ontology annotation, biological process: positive regulation of triglyceride catabolic process; triglyceride catabolic process; lipid homeostasis. Bases 257 to 1678 code for a protein of 473 amino acids. Gene Ontology annotation, cellular component: cytoplasm; lipid droplet; membrane. The transcript is spliced from 9 exons. Lineage: Eukaryota; Metazoa; Chordata; Actinopteri; Salmoniformes; Salmonidae.
UGGCCAGACCUGCCCUGUUCUAGAACCGGGUAGUUCAGCGCUCCGGCGAUUCUCAAUAGAUGCAUGUCCGUCUCUUCGUACAUUGCACAAGAAGAGUAGACUGGCUAGUGUGCGCUAGUUUGAGCCGUCCUCUAUUCCAAUAUCUUUCGGAACUGUUGUUGACAUUAAACAGUGAAAAAAGUUAACAUUUUGGAGUGAUCAUAAGGAGCUUAUUUACCAAAACGUGUAGGUCCUCGUUGAAGAUUGUCCACCAGGGAUGUUCGACCUAACGAAGGAAUGGAAUCUGUCGUUUGCCGGCUGCGGGUUCCUGGGGAUUUAUCACAUCGGAGUGGCCAGCUGCCUGUCGGAACAAGCGCCUUACCUUAUCAAAGGAGCCGCCAAGAUCUACGGAGCUUCAGCCGGUUCCCUCUCUGCCUCGAUGCUCGCCAGCCAGGCAUCCAUAGCUAAGUGCUGUGAGGAUGUGAUCGAAACGGUCAUGGAUGCUCGGAAGCGUAACCUGGGUCCCCUCCACCCCUCCUUCAACCCGCUCAAGAUCAUCAGGUCGGGCCUGGAGCGCGACCUGCCCGCCAACGCUCACACACUUGCCUCCGGGAGGCUGUGUGUGUCACUCACUCGCGUGUCUGAUGGACAAAACGUCAUCGUGUCCGAGUUCAAGUCCAAGGAGGAGCUCAUCCAGGCACUGCUGUGUAGCUGUUUCAUUCCCAUAUACUGUGGCCUGAUCCCCCCAUCCUUCCAAGGAGUGCGUUAUGUGGAUGGGGGGAUCAGUGACAACCUUCCUCAGUCGGAGCUGAAGAACACCAUCACCAUCUCUCCGUUCUCAGGCGAAAGCGACAUCUGUCCCCGGGACACCUCCUUCAACUUCCACGAGCUUCGUUUCACCAACACCUCCAUCCGGUUGAACCUGAGCAACAUGUACCGCCUCAGCAAGGCCCUGUUCCCCCCAGAACCCAAGGUCAUGGCAGAGAUAUGUCAGAGUGGCUACAAGGACGCCCUUCGCUUUCUUGAGGAGAACCAUCUGCUAAAGCUGGUGUGUCCGACUGCCGGCCCCAACCUAUCAGAAGCCACCUGCUGCUGCAAGCCCAUCCCCAUGGAAACCACUAAGAACGGGAUGUUCUGGCGGCUCCGCUUCCUGAGGAAGCAACACUGGUGUUUGGAUGAGCAUAUUGUUGACAACCUGCCAACCCAAAUCAAGAAAGUGUUCUGUGAGGCGUGCCAGCAGAAGCCUGGUCUGUAUGCUCAGGUGUCUGAGAUGCUGCUGGUCAGAGUGGCCUCCUACAUGCUCCUGCCCUGCACACUACCUGUGGUAUCAGCCUACUCAGUGGGCAAGAGAAUUGUGGAGUGGAUCCCAGAGGUGCCUGCAGACAUGCGUUGGCUAGCUGGGGUGGCUGGGGAUGUUGCUGGGAGCUUGUACAGACAGGCCUGGAGAGGAGCGCCAGUAGACAUAACCAGUGAUGGUUCCCUGAGGAAUUGCAUGAGCCUGCCCCCACCCAUGGAAAGUGACGGACAAAGGGAGAGAGAAUGUCACCUGUCCGGGUUCGCUCGCUCUGCUCUCAACUUCCAAAGCCAAUACUGGAACAUCCCCGCAGCCGCCUCUUCCCACUGUUCCACCAGCCCCCACACGUCAAGCCCCUCCCCACGACAGAUCUGCUUCAGUGUUCAUUUUGGCACUCUUUUUUAGAUUCAUUCUAGUCUGUCAUUUUGACUAAAAUAUCAUAAAAUCUUAGUCACAUUUUUGUGAUUUGAAUAAUGAUUUAGUCAUUGUUAAAAUGACGAAAAGAGAGACGUUUUAGUCAACUAAAUGCCCUUUCAUUUUAGUUAUAUUUUAGUCCACAACACAUUUGUAUUGCCUCAUUAGCCACAAACCACGUUUCCAUCCAGUUUUUAUGGGAGUAGUCAUAUCAAAGAUUUUUAUAACUAACCCAAGAUGGACCAUAACUACUGAGAUGUUAGGCUAUUCAAUAAAUGCAUGUUCAAUCCGACACCUACAAGCAGGACUGCAUGAUUCCAGAUACAGUAUUUUGAUGUGCAACCGAAUCCAGCGAUUGUCAUGAAUUGUGAGUUGACGAUAGGGUAUUGUUGUUAUAUUUUACUGUUAAAAUAGGGCUCCAGAAUGUUCUGUUUUUUUUUUGUUGUUCAAUAGGGAUGAAUUUGCCUAAAUCUUUAUGUGCACUAAUAUCAUAGGCUAAAUUAUUUUGGGGUUGAUACACCACAUGAUACAGUGAAAACUCAAACACAUUAGCUAGAUCACUAACACUAAAUAUAAUACCCACUGCUAGUAGUCAUGUAUUAAUCUAAAAGUUUUUUACAGUUGUAGCACUGCUAACCUACAGACAUACAAUGCGCAAUUGCGCAUUUCUUGGACUCUGAAAGCCAUGUCUAAUAUUUUGAUUGUAUAAUAGUUGCUAUUGAGCCAAUAUUAAGAGAUGACAAAUAUAAAGUAUACCCACAGAAAGCUGAGAACAACAUUUGCUUCUAAAUCUAUGAAUUUCCCGCAAUUGGAUUUUCAGAUGUUAUAGUGAAAUGUUAGUGAAGCUUUUUUUCACACUCCCGGAGUGCACAUCGUGGCUUGCUCAUUACAGCAGCAGGCUUCAGCAGAACAGGUAAAGUGGCUGGGCAGACACUUUAAUUACAGGAAUCAUGAGGAUAAUGCACUUUACUGUUUGACCAAAUCAUGGUUUUAGCCACUCAAAAAAUAGGACGUUUUAAAAACUUUUGAGUGAGGUGACCAUGUAAUGAAUGUUCAGCUCGCACGCCACCAAUUACAGAUUGAAGUCGCACAGCCAAGUCAAAGAGUUACAAAACGCCAUUAAAUGGUUGCAAUCGAGAGCCUUGACCCUUGAAAUACUGUAGCUAUAUUGUAAUCAAAGUUGUGUCAUAAGUAGUGGUCUGAUACUGUAGGUUGCAAGAAAACUACAAGGUAGAAUUAUCAAUCGGUUAUUAGCCUAUCUGAGCGUCAGAGGAGACUGGUGGCGGGAGGAGGAGCUAUAGGAGGACGGGGCUUUUUGUCAUGGCUGGAAUGGAGUUAAUGGAACAUAUCAAACAUAUGGAGACCACAUGUGCCAGCUCAAGUUCCCUCCCAAGGGGCAUGUCUACCUACCUGUGUUCAGUCAAAUGUAGCAUGCAUUCCUCAUUCCAGGCAGAUUAUUGAUAUGACUUGAC